Messenger RNA from Cydia pomonella (codling moth), 4598 nucleotides. RefSeq lists its product as uncharacterized. The record is from RefSeq and is a predicted model, not a curated record. NCBI's taxonomy places the organism in Eukaryota, Metazoa, Arthropoda, Insecta, Lepidoptera, Tortricidae. Gene Ontology annotation, molecular function: sequence-specific DNA binding. The transcript is spliced from 8 exons. The coding region runs from base 332 to 2680 and encodes 782 amino acids.
ACAAAUUUAAAGCUCGAUGUCAAUUUGAAGUUCGCGCCAGUACGAUUUUUAUCCGAACAAUCGAUUUAUAACCGAUUCUUGAGUUCGAACAUCGACUAGAAAUUUCAUUUCUGAACGUAAAGUAGUGCGUCAAAAUGGCGUCAAAAAAAAGAAAAAGAAAAAAAAAGAUAUGUCAAUUGUCAAAUUGUGGAUGUGGAUGGCGUCAGGCAGGCGUCCGUCUACUUCUCGAGAAAUAUCGCAAUUGCAGUAGAGUGAAGUUUCAAUAAUACGAGUACAACAACAUUCCGUAUAACUUUGAGUGAUCUUGUAAUGUGAAUAAUAAGUCCUGAAAAUGGGAAAAAUUGGGGAUUCUAACUCAAAUACUUGCUCCGUACCGGAGUGCAAAUCUCGGAGUACGAAUGAAAUAACACUUUUUCAUUAUCCUAAAGAAGAGGCGCAGAGGAAAAAAUGGACUGAUGCUAUCAAAAUUGACAGUAAAAUUACUCAAAACAUGCAGGUUUGCAGCCGUCAUUUUGUGAAGAGUGAUUAUAUUAUAUCAGAUAAUGCAGGUGUCAAAGUCAAGAGGCUGAAGAAAUCAGCAGUUCCAUCUCAAAACUUGCCGUGGCAGUUCCCGAACAAAAGAGUCAGUCCGACCCUAGCCAAGGCUCGUAUGGAGCGCUUGAAGAACCGACUACAGAAAGUAUCUGUUUCUCCUGGCAGUAAACCUGAAAUUUCAGCCACUAAACCAGAGAUUCCAGCUACAAAACCUGAAAGUGGGAAAAAAUCUGAAUCUAAUAAAAAACCUGAGUCAGUAUUAAAAUCUACUGAAAAAACAGAGUAUACAGAAGAAGUAAAGAGUGAGGUGGUAAGUGAGGAAGAUGAUAUAUCUACUGGAAAUACAUCUGUAGGUCCUGAUGUGGAGGAAAAUGAAGAAACUGUUGAAGAGAAUGGAGGUGAAGCUUCAGAGGCUAAAAAAGAUGAUAAUAAACCUGCCCGUGGCCCGACGAGGCUCCGACAGCGGGAGGGAACGAUAAAAUGCGAGUAUUGCGGUAGAAAGUGUCUUACGCCCCAAGCGUUGCAGACUCAUCAACAAAUUGCGCAUAAAAACGCUAGAAAUAACCUAAUUAGUCUUAAAAAGGAUUUUCCGAUUAAUAAUAAGACUAAAUUAUCGCCUAAACCAACUAGUGUGCCGUUAAUUUCUGUGAAAAGUCCCGAAAAUCUGCUGGCAAAACCACUGGUGAAAGCCAGGCCUGUUGUAUCUCUGAACAAACGCGAGGUGGAGAAAGUGCUUCAAGACGACAGUGAUUACAUCCCCUCAGAGAGUGACUCCUCUGAUGUGAGUGUGAAGGAAGAGAUUGUUGAAAAACAGGAACAGCGGAAGACUGAAUUUGAAUGCCCAAAGUGUAAGAGGCGGUUUGCUGUGUACUUUAUGGCAUACAAGCAUAUACAGAGGCAUCAUCCUGGGACGCCAAACGGAAGUAAAACGGCAAACCUUCUCCUGAAACCAACGCGCAUAGAGAUUUGCACGAUCUGCAACACGUCUGUCGACAGCAACUCCCAUGUUUGUGCCGGGCCACUAAAGUUAUCCAUGGGGCUUGUAUGCACCGGCUGCGAUCAGGAGUUCAAGACCCUCUCUCUGUUCGACAUGCACAAAAGCAGCAUGCAUAGCGAUGGAGUUGAGAGCAUGUUCUUCUCUACUCUAUGUGAAUUUGAAAACUGGAGGCAGAAAAUGGAAAACCAAACUAAAGCGAAUUACACAAUAUUGGACCAGAAUGAUACGAAGAAAAUCUACCGCUGCACUUAUCAUACUGGGGCACGGACUGGGCAUAGCCAACAGCGGAUGUGUCCGUCUUGUGUCGUGGUUCAAGAGUUCACCAAGGGCUUCCAGGUCCACUACUACCCUAUCCACUACGGUCACGACUACCAGAAGUACAGCCUCAGCAGCGCCUUCCAGCAGUACUCCAUCACCUCCCUCAUGAACCUGACGGCCAAGCAGCUCCCCGACGACGAGCCCCUCAAGACAACGGACCUGGACAGCCCAGACCUCUACUUGCAGUUCCAGAAGAUUACUGAAACCAUUGUGACCGAAGCAGCUAGAAUUAAUGUCAACGGGCUUAAGACACUCAUGCGAAAAGCAUUAGAAAUGAUGGAAGUUAUUAACAGCUACGUGGAAGAUGAUGAUGAUGAUGGCAUAACUAGCUCUAAUUCCAUUUUAAAACUAGAUUCUGGUAAAGAUAAUUUGCAAGAUGAAGUUAAAUUAGCCCUGUCUAAUUUUAAAAGAAAAUCAAAAGCAAACGCAGAUCAUGAAACACCGCCAAAAAAGAGCAAACCAGUGUUUCAAAGCACUGAAAAUACUUUGAAAACGCCUAAAAACAACUCUAGGUCUAGUUUGCCAUCAAAAAAAGAAGAUGUCAAAAAAGAUACGUUAAAGCUAAAUCAAUCUCCAACAUUUAUAGAUACUUUUCAGGACUUUGUGGGUAAAAGUAUAACGAAAACUGAUGACAGAUUUGUGAAAAAGAGUCUCGGUAGAAAAACGCCUCCGGUCAAAACUAAAAUCGGUCAAUUUAAACCAAAAACUCCUCCUAAAAAAGUCUCGUUCUCUCCAACAAAGAACUCUUCUCCUAGAAAAAGUAUAAAAGAAAUAGAAUAUGAGGUGAAAGAACAGGAGAAUGACUGUAAUAUAUUGAUCUUGAAGAUUUAGUGCUUUAGAAAAUGGACUGAAAAUAAUUGUACGCGUGUCGCGUCGAGAGACACAGGCUCCCCGCCCGACAGCCAAGCCGCGCCUGCCCGCGUCGCCGCACGAACUUGAAUAGUAUCGAUUUCUCAUAAACUAAUUAUAUAAUUGAAAAAUCGGCAGACGUAAUUGAAGUACACAUUAUUAUUCACUAUUGGUUACAGUUUCGUGUCUAAGCGUUGCAUAAUAAGGGAGUUUAUAUGAAUUUUGGCUCGAAAAAAGUGUUCACGGAAAAAAUAAAUACUUGUGAUAUGAUAUGUUUUUUGAACUAUCAGUAGCUAAAAUAUUGUGUAGAGAACUUAAUUAUUUAUACAACAUUCAAGCAUACUAUAGCGAGGUAAAAACAGAGAAUUUGGCUUGGUAGCCCCUUAAAUGAGCAAUGCUUGUGUAUUUAUAUAUUUUGGCGAUCUUUGAAUGAAACGGCUCUAAUGAUUUCGAUGAAAUUUGCUGUAUGGGGGUUUUCGGGGGCGAAAAAUUGAUCUAGCUAAGACUGAUCUCUGGGAAAAUGCGCAUUUUUGAGUUUUCCAAAGAUCGGUCUCCCAGAUAUACCUUAUACACCUUAUACAGAUAUUGAAAUGCAAAUGAAUAAGUUCGUCCGCUAGCUGGCGCGGGUGAGCGGGUUAAAGAAAAAUAGUAUGAGCGUGAUGGAUUUUACCUAUACUCUGUAUCUUUAGGUAUUUAAAUAAAAGUAAACAAACAAUUUGUACAUUUUCGGGUAGUUAUAACAUUUAUUGGUUAACCAACCAAAUACAGAACCACCUGGAUCUGUGACUGAACGACCUGACUUAUUUAUUUAUACUUACAUUAUUUGAUCAUGUAAUGUUUUCAUCUACCCUCAUCUGGUUUAAGGAUCCAUUUGAGGGUAGAAUUUGUUUGCUUUUAUUUAAAUACCUAAAGAUACAGAGUAUACACCCGCAUCAGCGUGGGUGCGCCCGCUCCGUGCACCCGCCCACGCGACGCGGACGUCCUUAUGUCCACCAAGUCAUGAAUUUUGUUGGAAUGCACGAAGAUUGUUAUUGGGGUGUAGCCGCACGCGUUAAUGAUGACACUGGAGUUUCCGGCCUUCGAGCAAUACCGGCUUCCGACACGUCGGAAGCGAGGGGCCUAAGCGAUAUCUUACCGAACAAAUCAUUCUGCCAUUUUUUGCGGGGGGAAACGUGCACACAGUCGCACUUCUCCUCACUACAUACAAAAUCCAAUCUGUAGGUAAUGACGACACAAAUACAGAUACACCUCGAUCUCUUUUUGUGUACGGACGAGACACAACAUGCACCGCCAUAGGUACAGUUGUACCUAUGCUUCGGCAGAGGGGAAAUAGUAUGAAUGCCGUCUUCCUUCCCGGUGUUGCUCGAAGUUUCCGGCGCUUCGUUUUCUAUGGAAAUCACCACGUGAUCACUGCCUCGCCAAAAUCGAAAUUCGUCAAUUGCGGGCAUUUGUAUUGUAUUGUAUUGUAUUCGGGCGAUUAUCCGCAACUCGACGACUUGCGCCUAUUUUGCGUGAUAUGUUGGGGGUGGGCUAGUUGCGGGCAUUUUUCUCUUGUCACUAAUUACGUCUAGUGAGAGUAAAAAAGAAAGAUCUCCGCAAUUUGCGAAUUUCGGUUUUCGCUGUAGGCCCCCAGCCGUCAUAGAAAAUGACGUUUCGUUUCGGUCGACAAAAACUUCUGUCUGUUCAUAAUUUAUACUCUGGUAAGCGAACUUUGUCAGUAGAACAAGGCGCGAAAUUCAAGUUUCGUAUGGGAAAUCGAAACUGCGCAUACAUUUUGCGCCUAACAAAGCUGCCUUGCCAGAGUAUACGAGUAUCUAGAAAAUUUAAGUUUUGCAUGUAAUUGAUGCGUUGUUUUUAUGUAAGCGUGUAUAUAUGAAUAAAGUAAGAUUGCUUUUAUAUA